Molecule: messenger RNA, 1212 nt
Organism: Dichomitus squalens LYAD-421 SS1
Lineage: Eukaryota; Fungi; Basidiomycota; Agaricomycetes; Polyporales; Polyporaceae
Exons: 1
Coding region: 1-1212 (403 amino acids)
Source: RefSeq, a predicted model, not a curated record
AUGACUCCCGUUGAUAUUCUUGGGCUCAUUUUCGUGCUGCUCGCGUCACUUCUCGCCUCUAUCUCAUAUGGGAUAUUCUUGACUCGUCGUCGUAUCCCUCUCAACUGUACCACUCAGAUCGAGGCUCAAGUAGAGGUCGAGAAGGUUCAAGCGUCGCUCGUGACUCCGGCUCCGGCUCCGUCUUCCUGCCUGGCGCUCCCCCUCCCUGCAACCACUGCUACUCGUAGCCCGUCCUCAGGCUUCUUGUUCGACAGUAUACUUGGAAAGCUUGCCAGGAAGCCUGCCAACGAUGUCGUCAAUGUCUCUACCCUCCCUACGCCAGUCGUCGACAUGUUCGUCACUCUUCCCCCACGUCGUCGCGACCAUGAGCCCCCUGUCAGGACCAAGGAGAGAUGGUUCGCCCUUGAAUCCGAUGCCUCUCUUGAAACAUUUGUACAGGAUCCACUUGCGGACAAGAGGACUCCCGUUCCUGCCAUGCCUCCCAACACCCCAUGCGACUCGAACUACCUGUCGGCAGCUUCCACCCCGUCUCUCAGCAGCAGGGUAUCCAGUCCCACGAGUCCAGCAUCUACCUGGGAGCCAUGCACACCUCCUCCGCCGUCUACCCCCCGCACUGCUUUUCCCGUGAUACAAGUUGCCUCCGAUGUUCUGGAUCCUCUAGAGGAGUCAAUGAUCGUUUCGGAGGCAGAAAACGACGGCACGAGCGAUAGCUCAGCUUUCUCCCUCGAUAUCAAGGAUGGUGCGCACCAUGUCACCCAGAAGGCGGACGAUAAUUGUGCUGUUGAUCAGCGCUUCACGUCCGAGAAAGGUCGCUCCUCGGGGCCCUGCAAGCCGGUUACCGUCGGUGCUGUCUCUGUCAUCCCGUCCAGCCCCUCGGCCUACGACCCCUUCGCCUCGCCUUAUGGCACCACACUCGACAUGGGCCUCAAAGGCGCCAAGCGCUACGAUGGUCUUAUUCGUGCCAUCUCUGCUUCCUUCUCUGCCUCGAGCCUAGGACUUCCGGACAGCCGACGCAGCUCGUUCACGAAGACCGGUUCCAUACACGCGGACGAAUCGGACUCUGACACCAGCAACUCUGGGGACAAUGACACUGGCGAUAGUGACGCCUCCAACGAUGCCUCCUGCGACGAGCUCCCCGGAUGCGAGUCAAGAACUCUCGGCUUCCACCCGGGCCGCUCGCAGAGCGAGCUUUCCUCCUUCUGCGCGAUCUGA